Molecule: messenger RNA, 1830 nt
Organism: Hordeum vulgare subsp. vulgare (domesticated barley)
Lineage: Eukaryota; Viridiplantae; Streptophyta; Magnoliopsida; Poales; Poaceae
Product: pentatricopeptide repeat-containing protein At3g21470-like
Exons: 1
Coding region: 103-1692 (529 amino acids)
Biological process (GO): RNA modification
Molecular function (GO): protein binding; RNA binding
Source: RefSeq, a predicted model, not a curated record
ACGAAUACAUCUAGAUCAAAAUCCAUGGCGGCAAGCCGACCGAUGAGAGUGGCACCCCCCUGAAAAUCCUGCCUAGCUCCGCCACCGCCACUGCCGUCGUCCAUGGCCAGCCGAGCGAAGCUGCUCCACGCGCACUACCUGGUGGCCGGGCUCCGCGACCCUGACAAGUGGACCUGCCUCGUCAAGGAGUACGCCUCCAAUGCCUUCCUCCGGGAUGCCGCCCUCGUCUACGCCAAGCACCUGCUCCGCCAGACGCACCACCUGCCCCUCCUCCCCGUCCUCCUCAAGGCCGCCGGCUCCCGCGCCGAGCCCGGCCUCGGCAGGUCCCUCCACGCCGAGGCCAUCAAGUCCGCGUUCGACGGCGAGCUGCUCGUGGGCACCACGCUGGUGUCCAUGUACUGCAAGUGCGGCCUCCUCGCGGACGCGCGCCGCGUGUUCGACGGAAUGCCGGGCAGGAACGUCGUCACCUGCAACGCGAUGCUCGCCGGGUACGCCGCGGCGGGCGACACGCGGCGGGCGGAGGCGCUGUUCGGCAGCAUGGGCUCCCGGACGUCCGUCACGUGGGCGACGAUUAUCCGCGUGUUCGCCGAGAAGGGGGACAUGGACGGGGCAAGGAGGUGGUUCGACGCGACGCCCAUGGGCAUGCGUACCGUCGUCACGUGGACCGUGCUCGUGCACGGCUACGUGGCCGCCGGGGAUAUGGAGACCGCGAGGGAGCUGUUCGACGCCAUGCCCGCGAGGAACGUGUUUGUGUGGUCGUCGAUGGUCACCGGGUACUUCAAGGCCGGCGAUACCGAUGAGGCGCGGGCCAUGUUUGACAGGGUUCCGGUGCGGAACCUGGUGAGCUGGAACGCGCUGAUUGCCGGGUAUGCACAAAUUGGGCGCUCCCAGGAGGCGUUGCAUGCUUUUCACUCGAUGUUGGAGGACAGGAUCAAGCCGGACGAGUUCACCAUGGCUAGCGUGCUGUCUGCCUGCGCGCAGCUCGGGUCGCUAAAGCAAGGGAAGAAGGUUCAUGACUUCUUGGACCGGAAGCGUAUACGGAAGAACCACUUCGUUUUGAAUGGCCUGGUUGACAUGUACGCGAAGUGCGGCGACCUCGAAUAUGCGCGCAAGGUGUUCGACGGCAUCCAAUGGAGGAAUACAGAAUGCUGGAACUCGAUGAUCUCCGCACUUGCAAGCCAUGGACGGAGUGAGGAGGCGAUACGGCUGUUUUCCCAGAUGGAGUGCUCGGAGCAGAAGCCCAAUGGGGUCACACUCCUCGCCGUGCUUGGAGCUUGUACCCACAGAGGGUUUGUGGAGGAAGGUCUAAGAAUUUUCAACAGUUUGGGCGUGUAUGGAGUUGCUGCCGGAGAGGAGCAUUACGGUUGCCUGGUCGAUCUCCUGGGCCGUGCAGGAAGACUCGAGGAAGCUCAUGCGGUUGUCAAGAACAUGGCGAUGGAGCCUAACGAGGUCAUCUGGGGCGCUCUUCUCGGAGCUUGCAGAGUGCAUGACAAUGGGGAGAUGUCUGAACGGGUGUCAAAUGAGAUCAACCAGUUGCGCUCUGAUGGUGCAUCGACUAAUGAUGCAGAUCACAUCAUGCUGUCAAAUAUCUUGGCCGCGUCCGAGAGGUGGGAACAGGCAGAGCGCGUCAGGAGAAAGAUGGCAAACCAUGGGGUUGAGAAGACUCCAGGUUGCAGUUCAGUUGAGCUUUGACAUUCCUGAACACAAAGUGUUUUGCAGACAGCAGUACAUUACAUCCACUGUAAGUUCAUUUCAUUUCAUCUCAGGUGCUUUGGUACAAAACUCAUGCUAGUUGCUACACUUCAUUAACUAGAAAAUUCACUGAUAGUA